Messenger RNA from Populus euphratica (Euphrates poplar), 2479 nucleotides. Its product is annotated as probable WRKY transcription factor 32. Gene Ontology annotation, biological process: regulation of DNA-templated transcription. NCBI's taxonomy places the organism in Eukaryota, Viridiplantae, Streptophyta, Magnoliopsida, Malpighiales, Salicaceae. The coding region runs from base 103 to 1686 and encodes 527 amino acids. Gene Ontology annotation, molecular function: sequence-specific DNA binding; DNA-binding transcription factor activity. The transcript has 5 exons. The record is from RefSeq and is a predicted model, not a curated record.
UCUCUUAAAAAAUCCGAUAAAUCGGUUUCGGCUUUUAAUUUCGGUACAAAAUUAAAAAAAUAGAGGCAGUUGGAACUGUUUCCGAACUGUACUCAGUUGGCCAUGGCAGAGAGUGAGAGCUUUGAAGCUCUCGCAGUAGAAAAUAAGGAACAUAAAAGUGAAGGAAAUGAACAAAACGACGGUGACUUUGUAGGAGAAGAGGAAUUAGAAGGCAAUUAUAAUGAGGAAGAAGAAGAGGAGGAGGAAGAGAAAGAGAAGGAGAGUCAACUCAGUGAGUUGCAGCAAAUCGUACCGAGUCCGCAGAAGGAGGAGGAGGUGAGGGAGGAGCAAGUGGAAACCCUAACGGUGAUGCCGCUGUCUUCCACGGAGAUACUACCGAAGGAGAAUGAUCAGUAUUCAGAUGAUCUUGCAGGUUUGAAAGGAAAUUCAGCGGCAGAGACGCACGUGGAAGCUGAAUACAAGGAGCAAGUAGGGUUGUCGCACCAGGAAGUUUUGGGAAGGGUAGCAGACAAGACUUCUGGAGCCCAGACCCAAAAUCAGCUUCAGCCUUCUGUAUGUCCAACUUCCUUGUCGGAAUUGUCACCAACUUCUGUUACACAACCUAUCUCGUCUGCUCCAAGUCCAACUCCUCCAGUAAAAAAAUUGUCUCCCCCAGAGGUUAAGAAUGCAUGUAUAUCAGAAGCAGGGAACCAAAGUUCUGCUGAGCUCAAGGCUCUCUAUGUUCCUGUAGCGAAGACAUCUAUUCCAGAUGGAUACAACUGGCGUAAAUAUGGCCAGAAGCAAGUGAAGAGUCCUAGAGGUUCUCGAAGUUACUACAAGUGCACUUAUUUUGACUGUUGUGCUAAAAAGAUUGAAUGUUCUGAUCACUCAGGCCAUGUGAUUGAGAUUGUUAAUAAAGGAAUGCACAGUCAUGAUCCACCUCGGAAGAAUAGAAGCACAAGGAAAAGCAGGACUGGAUUAUCUGUUGGGCCUAUUUUGCAGACCACUGUAACUGAGCAUACCGUCAGAAUGCUCAAAGACUCAGAACCUGCCACAUUGUCAAUUGAACUUGUACAAGAAACAUCCGCAAUAUCUGAAAGAAAACGACAGAGUGCAAGCAGCUCAGAUGAGAACAAGGAAACUCAAAUAAAAGAGGAGAAUAUCAGUGAACCUGAGCCAAAACGAAGAUUGAAGGGAAACUUAGAAUGCUCGAAAGCUGUCCUUAAACCUGGAAAAAAACCUAAAUUCAUCGUUCAUGCAGCAGGUGAUGUGGGGAUCUCAGGUGAUGGAUAUAGAUGGCGGAAGUAUGGACAGAAGAUGGUGAAGGGAAAUCCUCAUCCCAGGAACUAUUAUAGAUGCACUUCAGCUGGAUGUCCUGUCCGAAAGCACAUUGAAACAGCAGUGGAUAACACAAAUGCUGUCAUUAUAACAUACAAGGGAGUACAUGACCAUGACAUGCCUGUACCGAAGAAGCGACAUGGCCCACCAAGUGCUCCACUUGUUGCUGCAGCUGCUCCUGCUUCAAUGAGCAACUUGGCAAUUAAGAAAGCCGAUGCAUUGCAAGGCCAAGCUACUUCAACCCAGUGGUCGGUUGGAAAGGAAGGCGAAUUAACUGGUGAAACCCUUGAUCUCGGGGGUGAGAAGGAGAAGGCAAUAGAAUCAGCUCGGACCCUUCUGAGCAUAGGAUUUGAAAUCAAACCUUGCUGAAAAUUUGAAAAGCCGAAGGACCCCCUUCUGUCUGGGGUACAGUAUAAAGAUUACCAGGGGAUGGCCGUCAUUUUAUGGAAGUCAUGUAGCUCUCAAAAUACAUUAUCAGGUUUGAGGAUGUCUUCUUUUUUUUGUAUCUAUUUCCCCCCCCUUAACUUACCAUAUUCCUGCAGUGAUUCAGUAAGAGUUGUAUAUUUGGUAUUGUACACCCUCCCAGCUCAGUUUGGAGUAGGCUAAUAGUAGUGCAUAACAGAGAGAUGGCUGGCAUCCAUUUUUCCUUGUCUUGAUUGGGACCCAUUUCAAUAUCUCCAUUUCUGGAGCAGCUUUCUCACUUUCCUGCCGUGGAUCUCAGACUAUCACUAGAGGGUAGGUGGCAGCUUUAAAGGUGCCUAUUUGUUGAGUGAUCAAUCUGCUAGUUAUUUAUGGCUUCAUCAAGCACCCUGAGGUAGAUAUGGUAGAUGUGCCCAUUUUAAGAGGUAAUUGAGGAGCUAAGCAGAGCAUUGAAGGUUGCUGCAAAGGGGCGCCACACAUCCAUCCUUGAUGAAAUGGUUGUCACAGCUGAGCAAUUAAUGUCCAGCUGUAUUAUUUUGAUUCGCUCGAUGUGUUGGCUGCAUCCUUUGGGAUUUGGAUUUUGAUAUUGUCAAUUUCCCCCCUCUCAAGAUCAAUGUUCAUCUGGGCUUCUUCGGCUCGGUUCACAAGUCAUGAGGCCCAACCAAUUCCGUGUUAAAUUUGCGAGCUUCUAAGAAACUGCAUUUGUAUUGCUCCCCAGAGGGUAGAGAUGUUGCUUUAGAAA